GAACCUAUUCGAAAGUCAUAGGCACUCGUAGUCUGCGCUCUGCACGAGCCUCGAGCCGUCUCGAUCUGAAAGCAUAAGUUCAGUGCCAGUUUACGAUCUGCCGAAAUCGGGCAUCCUGGAACCAGUUCAAUAUUGGUCAGUAGAAAUAUUGCGCGUUCUUUCGCUCACAAUCGGCAGAAUCGAUCAAGUACUUCCGAACUGCCCGAACUUCGCGCCAACUUUCCUAAUCCCGUCGUGAAAACGACCCACAUCGAAAGAUCUAGUGCGCCGAACCGCGAUCUUUAAAUCCGUUAUAGUGAGUGACAACAUGAUUCUUCAAAAAAAGACGUGUAGGUGAUACCUUUGUUUUUGAAAUAAUCGGUGUUGUGACCCUACUUAAGGUGUGCUAAGAACUCUUUGCGAACGUAUUUAGUUCGGCGUGACGUUUGAGAUCGAAGUUGGGGACUCUUCUGCUUUCAAGAUGGGGUGCUCGAAGACCUGUGUAGACCAUUUUUUAAACAGAACCUUUUACAAAUUGGGAUACUUCGUUGGACAGCAUCCAGGAUACUUUGUUAUAAUACCGAUGCUAUUGGCCUGCAUCUGUUUUACAGGAUACCCCAGAAUUAAAUAUGAGAUUGAUCCAGAGUAUCUUUUCACACCUAUUAAUGGGCCUGGCAAAGCAGAAAGGGCUAUUGUUGAACAAUAUUUUAAAGUCAAUUAUACUCAUCAAUUUAAUCUAGGACGUAUUACUCGUGCAGGUCGUUUCGGUCACGUUAUAGUAAUACCAAAAGAUGGAAACGGGAACAUUUUGAGAACGGAAAUUUGGGAAGAGUUGAGGUUACUCGAUAAAAUGAUUAAAAAUACAACUAUAAACUAUGAAGGUGAGACGUACACUUAUAAUGAAGUUUGUGCAAAAUGGCAAAAUAAGUGUGUCGAGAAUGAUAUCUUGAAUCUUCAUCACAUCAUUCAUGACGUGGAAACUUAUCAGUUGAAUUUAACGUUUCCUAUGAUGUUUAAUCCAGUCACUUGGGAUGCCCAUCUCUUCCCAGUAUAUUUUGGUGGAAGCGUUAUCACCGAAGAUCUCACAAUCCUAACUGUUCCUUCUUUGCAACUUGCAUAUUUUCUUCUUGCAGGCACCAAACGUCAGGAUGCAAUGGGUUCCUUGUGGGAAGAAACUUUCCUUGACGUUGUAGGCAAGGCAGAUAAUGGCGGUGUUUUUAAACACAUCAGUGUCGCGAGAUUCGCUUCUAGAUCUCUGGAACUAGAAUUAGAAGCAAACACAAAGACUGUGGUGCCUUACUUCACAAGCUCCUUUCUAUUUAUGGGAAUUUUUUCCAUAAUCACCUGCAUGAUGGCUGAUUGGGUUCGUAGCAAACCCUGGCUCGGGCUUUUGGGUAACAUCUCAGCUAUUGUGGCGACUGUUUCUGCCUUCGGUUUUUGUAUCUACCUGGGGGUGGAUUUCAUCGGACUCAAUCUGGCCGCUCCGUUCCUAAUGAUAGGAAUUGGUAUUGACGAUACAUUUGUGAUGCUGGCAGCAUGGAGAAGAACAGACUUUGCGAGUCCAGUGCCAUUAAGAAUGGCUCAGACUUUGAGCGAAGCUGCAGUUUCCAUCACCAUCACAUCCGUAACUGACAUGGUUUCCUUUUUCAUUGGAAUCUACACACCAUUUCCAUCAAUUCAAAUAUUCUGCACUUAUUCAGGUUUCGCGGUAGUCUUCACAUUCCUCUUUCACUUGACCUUCUUCAGUGGAUGCCUUGCAAUAAGUGGAUACUGCGAGCAGAAAAAUCUGCAUAGUGUCGUUUGUUGCAAAGUCCAGCCACUUUCAAAAUCGAGCCACCGAUCCUGGUUUUACCGAAUCUUAUGUUCUGGAGGAGUGGAUCCUGAUGAUCCUCACAAUGCAAUUGAUAAUCCUGAACACGGUUGUAUGAGCUGGUUUAGGGAUUAUUUGGGCGUUGCUUUAAAUUUGAAAUCAGUGAAAGCGUUAGUUCUCAUCAUAUUUGUCCUAUAUUUAGCUGGAGCAUGUUACGGAUUGACUAAAAUUAACGAAGGUUUAGAUAGACGCAAGCUCUCAAAGGAGGAUUCGUAUUCUGUAACAUUUUACGAUCUACAGGAUUUAUACUUUCGAGAGUUUCCCUACAGAGUGCAGGUGAUCAUCAGCGGCGAAUACAACUACAGUAACCCAGAAAUUCAAGGACAGGUGGAAAAUCUGACCCGUACUUUGGAGGCAACAACGUGGAUCAGUAACCCUCUCUAUUCUGAAAGCUGGCUACGCAGUUUUCUAAGCUACAUAUCUCGAAAUCAAGAGUACUUAAACGUAACAAUAGACACAGAAGAAAGUUUCAUUGAGACCUUGAAAACAUUCUGGCUUUUCCCGACUAGUCCUUUCUCGCUGGACGUUAAGUUCGAUGAUACUGGAAAGCAUAUCAUAGGGAGCAGAUUUCUCAUCCAGGCAGUCAACGUCAGUGGCACAAAUCAGGAAAAGGAUAUGGUGAGAGAACUAAGACAAAUAUGCAAGGAUUCACCUUUAAAUGCCAGUGUCUUCCACCCUUACUUCGUUUUCUUCGAUCAAUUUGAUCUGGUCGUUCCAAUCAGUAUUCAGUGCAUGAUUAUUGGUGCAGUUUCUAUGAUGGUGAUCAGUUACAUUUUCAUUCCUGAUAUCGUCUGCUGCUUUUUGGUAGCCUUCUGCAUCAUCUCCAUCGAACUGGGUGUAGCUGGAUAUAUGGCCCUCUGGGAUGUAAAUCUGGACAGCAUAUCCAUGAUCAACCUCAUCAUGUGCAUCGGGUUUAGUAUUGACUUCACUGCUCACAUCUGCUAUGCCUAUAUGAGUUCUAAACUUAAAAGAGCAGAAGAUCGAGUUAAAGCUUGUCUUUACAGCUUGGGACUUCCUGUAGUCCAGGGUGCAGUGUCUACGAUCUUAGGGCUCCUCGCUCUCUUAUUUGCAGGAACCUAUAUUUUCCUCGUCUUCUUCAAAAUGGUUUUCCUUGUUAUUUUUCUUGGAGCUCUGCAUGGACUUUUACUUCUCCCAGUUCUUUUGUCUCUCUUUGGCUCGGGUACCAGUUCUGAUGGUGAUGAUGAAGAAGAGGACACUAAGUCAGAUAAAAAAUUCAGAGACAAGGAUGUUUCAAAACUUCCAAAACCUUACGUCAUUCCCCACCCUCAGCUCUAUUACUCUUCUGCUACGAAGGUUAGUUCAGCAACUAGUUUGACUAACUUUGAAGACAGGGAUCCUGGCUUAGGCACAAGUGAAGAUAGUAAUUCCUCAGAGGGUGGAUCUUCUCAUAGCAGAAGAAGGCAACAGGAAAAAGAAGAGGAGAAGAAAAGAUACGAGAACUGGAGAAGAUCGAUUGAUAUCCUCCCGAGCAUAUUUCAGUUCCAGGCUACUGUAGCACCACCUCCAGAUUAUCCUGGAGCUCUAGUUGUUAUAAGUAAGAAGUUAGAGUCAUCUGGAUUCAGAGUAAUACCUUUAAAUUCUGAACAAAAAGGGCCUUCUAAUAACAUAUCACGGGAAUACGUACGCAGCCGAUCUCAUCACAACCUUCAUCAGCCUAAGUACUUCACUGAUAAUUGAUAACAUUGAAAAAAUAUUGUUCCAAAUGAAUGUUGAUACACUAUAAGAACUAAGGAAAAAUAAUUAGCUCAAGUAAGUCUAGGUUUGGAACUGUUUUGUGCUUUUGUGCUGCGAUUGUCAUAAUUAUGCCAAUAGUGAUUUAUUGAGAAUAAUCUCACAACUUUCAGUGAUCUAGGUCAGAUCUUGAGUGUUGAAAUGAGGGCUUAGGCAAGAAUCUUUGUUUAAAAAAAGAGGCGGCAUUGUACCUGUUCAUGAACUUACUUCCCGAAUUAAAAAACAAUUAGUGUUUAUAUAUCCUGUGUCAAGCUUGUAAGCCGUGGUGCGAUAUUACGUUACGCGUAUGUUUUGUUCAAUCAAGGCUGAAAAAUGUUGACAAUUUUAUAAAACAUAUACAGUUAUUUAUUAUUUUAUGAUAAAUAAACUCAUAAGUAAAUUUGUAUACAAUAAAAAUAAUAAAUAAUCAAUUUUAUAAAUAAAUAAACUCAUAAUUGGUUUGCAGUGAUUAUUCUCUAACGGUGUAAUUGUCAAAUGAUCUUCCGUCGCAAGAGACUACAUAUUUUUGCAUUGAACCAAUUUAAAAAAUAGUUUUACUUAUAACGCAUCGAUAUGGAAUGUUUUGUCGAAAUAACAAUAAAAUUCGACAUCCAUUUCAGAUUCCAUCGAACGAAAUGUAUAUUGUACAGAUUUUUAAGUAUAACUUUAUAUAAGUUCAAGAGGAAAGUGUAAAAGGAACAGCGAAAAGACACUUUAUGACUGACUGUUUGGCCAUUUUUCGUUAUUAGAAUUCUGUAAUUUCAACAGAGUUAGCUCAAUUUACGUUUUUUAUUGUUUCACUGUUAUUGUUAACGAUUUUAAGGUAUGAUUAAAUAAUUUCAUCAAAGUCUGAACCUCUUGCAGAUAAGAUUUUCUUGAAAUUGAAAUGGUAUGUUUUAAGUAAAAGAGAAAGAUGACCCAGUGUUACAUAAAAUAAAAAUUGUAUGUCGACAAUUAUGCAGAUAAUAAAUGAAAAAAUGAUAGAAUAAGACGACUUUGAGAGAUAUAGAUAAUUUUGUUUAAAAUCUGAGCGAUGGCUGAAGAAGUUGCGAUAUGCCAUUUAUCAAAUUAGUUGUAUUUCCUCAGGUUUUUACUAUCUAAUGUUAAAGAAUAUAAUAAAUCGAAUUUUUAUCGAAAUUUACUGACCUUAAAAUAUUGGUUUGUACUUAUAGAAAAUAGUGCACGUAACUUAAUGAUCCACUGAAAAGGUAAACGUAACUCGAAAUUCUAUAGAAUUAGUGCAUUUCCUUGCAUUUUCAAACAAGUAUGCGCAAUCAUUGUAUUUAUAAAAUAGAGUGUGAAGGAUUAAUUCAAAAACAAGAAUAAUUAUAAUGUUCACAACUUUGUCAAAAAUAUGCAAUAAUCCUUAUUGUCUGAUGUACAUGAGAUUGAAAUACAAGGUUUUAGUAAUUGUAUA
This is a messenger RNA of Belonocnema kinseyi, 4997 nucleotides long. RefSeq names its product patched domain-containing protein 3 (gene Ptr). The coding region runs from base 461 to 3547 and encodes 1028 amino acids. The record is from RefSeq and is a predicted model, not a curated record. NCBI's taxonomy places the organism in Eukaryota, Metazoa, Arthropoda, Insecta, Hymenoptera, Cynipidae. The transcript is spliced from 9 exons. Gene Ontology annotation, cellular component: cytoplasmic vesicle membrane; plasma membrane.